CCGCUCGGGCUCUAGCUAACAUGCUAUCGCAGUACUAUUACGCGUUUUUGGUGGUACCGACGUUUUUUUGUGCCGGUUUUUGCCACGAAGAAUCGCACUGGCAACCAGCGUACGACUAUUACCAUAUAGAUUUAGGUGAUUUAGGGGGCCAUCAUGGGCAUGGGGACCUGGAAGUCAAGACACCCCUGCCGAGGGAUGUGAUGGUAGAUGUUAUUAACGAGCUAGGGGUAAAACUGUUAGCGAUCCACAACGAGCACAACGAAAACAACAUCGGCAUUUCACCCUAUGGAGCCCUUAGUGUGUUGGCAGCUUUAACAGAAGGCAUCCAAGGAGAUGCAGCUAGUGAAAUAGUUUAUGCAGCUCACAUUCCAAAAGACAAACACAUCAUGAGGGUAGGAUUAAGGGACAUACAUCGCCAUUUGAAGAGUUACUUUAUCCCCCCGGAAGGUUUUUUAGCUGGUCUCACGCUUAACCUUAACAACGUAACACUCCGUAGCGAAUAUGAAGAUGUUUUAAGAUUUUAUGGGUUUGAUUAUGGAUCAUUUAAUAAUGCCUUAUAUCCAGGACCCUCUACAACACCCGCUCCAUCAGCAGAAAAUAUAACUACACUAGGAACUACAUUAGGCGUUUCUGAAGGAGCUACAGAAUUGAAUGGAGAUGAAACAACUACCGUUAAAGCAGUGAAUAGAUUAGGCAGUCCCAUGCGCACUACACCUAGUGAAGAAACUACUAUAACUACAGUAUCAACUACAACAGAAAAUUUAGCACGAACUACACCAGAAACAACUGUGAAACUUACAGAAGUUCCAUCUGAAUUAACAACAAAACUAUCAGAAGAAACAACAACAAAAAGUUCAUUAGAAGUUACUAUGAGCACUACUCCUACUCCCACAACUUCAACAGCAACCGAGAGUACUACGCAAAGUACCAGAACAACAAUUGGCGACUCUGCACCACAAGAAUCUACAAUUUUGACAACAACGCAAAAUAUACUUCCCGCCAGUACAACUACAACACCUGCUAUAACUACAACUACAGAAAUAAACACUGUUACUACUACAGUUUUGCCUGAAACAACUACUACAGGCACUGAAGCAGUUACAGAUUCAACAAUAAAGGAGGCUACAUCAGAAAUUUCAAGUAGUACUGUAAAAACGAGUUUACCAACUGAAAAUGUUGCGGAUACAACUGAAACGGAGGUUUCUACAGUUGUAUCAACCACUUCUUUGCCUACUACGACAAUAAAAACAACUGUAACUGAUAUAUUAACAACAAUAACGGAACCUCCCAGUACAACAACAAUGUUAACAACUACUACAGUUCCCAUGACAGCCAAGGAAGAAAUUAUGACUACUCUAGAACCAGUUACACCCGCCAAAGAAACCACUCAAGUUACAACUGAAAUUUUAACUGAAAUGCAGACUACGUUACCCUCUACUGAAGUUACCAGUAAGGAAACUAUGACUACCGUAACGGCACCAACUACCGAAGAAGUAAAAACAGAUAUUACUGAAGCUAGUACCAUGACUACUGCUCCUGAAGGCAACCCAGAAACUACCCCACCUCCAGAACUACUCCAACAACUUCAAGACCUCCAAACUACCACUCCGUUCUUUAUCGGAACUACUCCAGAGUUUCAGGAUAUGGGGGAUUUUGAUCAAAAUAAUUUCGAUUUCAACUAUAAUUAUGACGCGAAUGCUCAGUUUAAUGGUACUGGUACUCAGGGAACUCCCUUAUAUGAUGACGCCAAUGCAGCGUUGCCAAAUACUAAUGAUUUUCCGAAUACUCCUGAAGGUUUUAACAGGAACUUUAGAAGAGUUAGAUCAGUAGCAGAUUAUGUUUUUGCAAGGUACUAUGAACAUAACAGCCAUUACAUUCCACCACACAAAAGGCCAUAUAGGCCAUAUUACAGGCCUGAAGAGCCUCUAACGUUCGCAGCUUAUGGGAAGUACCAAGAACCAGGAGUUAACUUCAUGAAGUACGAUACAGUAUUGCCUUUUUACUUUGUUCCAAAUUUAAAUGCUCUUGCCUUGAGUUUUCCUCUGGACAACACCAAAUAUUACCUUUUAUUGUUACUCCCUGUAGAUUUUAACGGAGUUGAUCAGCUAAUUUGUGACCUCAGGUUACACGGUAAUUUGAGAUUCAUCUUGGAGAACUUACGUUUAACUCACGUGAUAGCCACCAUUCCUAGUUUUACUCUCAAAGGGUACGUUACUUUGACACCAACACUCCAACAGUUGGGUAUUAGAAGGAUUUUCGAACCAAGACAGGCCGAUUUUUCACCGAUGACCAAUGUGACCGAUAUCUACGUCACAAACAUCGAGCAAGCUGUCACUGUGACCAUACGAAACUACUUGGAUCCUUCAGCGGAGAAUUACAAAAAUUUACGAAGAUAUCCACCUGUACAGUUUAGAGCCGAUCAUCCCUUUCUGUACUUUGUCAUGGAUACAGAGUUGAAUGUAGCUUUAAUGGUAGGAAAAGUGGUAAAUCCCCUAAACUCAAGAAUAAGAUAGCUGCCAAAUGAACUAUUUAAAUAUAAAUAUGUUUAAUUUAAUAAAUUGUAAAGAAAAUAAUGUAAAAUAAUUGUUAAAUUAAUGUAAUAAGUCAUAUAAAUUUGAUAAACGAAACAUGGAAUGUGAAAAUCUAUAAUUAUAGUUAUGGAUUUUAAAUUAGGUAGAACUUGGAGAGUUUAUA
Molecule: messenger RNA, 2694 nt
Organism: Sitophilus oryzae (rice weevil)
Lineage: Eukaryota; Metazoa; Arthropoda; Insecta; Coleoptera; Curculionidae
Exons: 10
Coding region: 21-2513 (830 amino acids)
Molecular function (GO): serine-type endopeptidase inhibitor activity
Source: RefSeq, a predicted model, not a curated record